AUGGGCUCCGUCUCCUCAGCGCUGGCGCGGUCCCGGUCCCGCAACGCCGUGGUGCAGUUGGGCUCGUCGCCGGCGCCCCAGCCAGAGGCGCCUCCGGCUGCCCCCGCUACUCGCGGAGACCCUUUCGCGCUCCAGCAGACCCGGAGGCUUGGCCCAGGGCGUGGAGAGGCGGCCACCCGGCCCGCAGCCUGGGAGGCUCAGCGGGCAGCGCCGAGCCCGGAGAGGCAGGCGAAGUUGGCGAGUCCGGAGCUGUCCCCGGUGCUGAACAGUGAAGAGAGUAUGCCUGAGUCCCAGCAGUCUCGAAGCCCCAGCGCUGCGGAAGGGACAGAGAAUGGGAACAGAAUCUGGAAGAGCAUGCAGUCAAGCGAGAGAGCAUUUUCUUUUAUGAUGGAAGACAUAACAGAUUUGUGUUCUGAUGAGAAUGAUCCAGUAAAGAGAAGGACACUGAUGGCGCAGGAGAGAGAGGGCCAUGGCAGGAGCCUUGAUCUUGAGCAGACAACAGCGGAUGGACCUGUGUGCCCUGAAGAAGGCCUGGCCCCUCACCACUGCUCACAGCCCCAGUGGAGCCUUAGUUGCUGGCUGGGCACUUCCUGGGGGCAGCGGUGGCAGGACCAGCGCUAA
Rangifer tarandus platyrhynchus (Svalbard reindeer) is the source of this 621-nucleotide messenger RNA. NCBI's taxonomy places the organism in Eukaryota, Metazoa, Chordata, Mammalia, Artiodactyla, Cervidae. The record is from the annotation of a GenBank genome assembly.